Molecule: messenger RNA, 1231 nt
Organism: Ochlerotatus camptorhynchus
Lineage: Eukaryota; Metazoa; Arthropoda; Insecta; Diptera; Culicidae
Product: zinc finger protein 26-like
Exons: 2
Coding region: 59-1198 (379 amino acids)
Biological process (GO): regulation of transcription by RNA polymerase II
Cellular component (GO): nucleus
Molecular function (GO): zinc ion binding; RNA polymerase II cis-regulatory region sequence-specific DNA binding; DNA-binding transcription factor activity
Source: RefSeq, a predicted model, not a curated record
CAUUAAUUAAAGUUUACAUUAUUACGUUUAUAAAUCAUUACACAUAAAGAGCUUCAAUAUGAUGGCUUCGGUGCAAUCUGUCUCCGGUGAAAGUGCAAAACUCCUAAAACCUGUCAAAACCAAGCUUCGCUUCAAGAAGGAAGACAUCCGCCAGUGUCGCCUCUGUAUGCGGGUUCUUCCUCGAGCGGACAUACAUGACACCACGACACCCGGAUCGGAUCUUCGCCGGAAGAUCCUGGACGCUGUAGCAGUGAAAAUAACCUCCUUCGAUAAAGUAACAUCUGUGUGCAUCAACUGUAUAAUGAUGGUGGAUAUAAUCAACGAUUUCUGGAUGACCUGUAGGAAGGCUGAUACGCUGCACGGGACGAAACUGCUGAUGAUGCAUCCCGGCAACUGGCUGAGCGAUGAGAACAAGCUGACAUUGGUCGCGUGUCAUCGGUUGGCUAAGCGCAAUCGAGCCGAAAUGGAUGCACUGUUCAGGUGUUCUGGCUUGGGUAACGGGGACAUCCAUCGGUUGACCACAGGAGAGGAAAUGUUGCUGGAACCGAAGAAGGAUCCGACGUUGAAUGUUGAACGAGUUGAUUUAGCGGUAAGGGUGGUAACAGUCAAACCAAACGAAGAUAAAGUGGAAAUCAAUACUGAAGAGAUCAUAGACAGUGAUCCGGAAAUGAGUGAGCAGUGUGGAAGAAAGCUGGAUGCACAAGUCGAAGAGGCCAACCGGAGAGUGGUGGCGAGAAAGGAGGCCAACCUGCAUAUGUGUGAGAUGUGCGGAAAAUUGGUGCAGAAAAUGUACAUGGAGCAGCACUUGAAUAUGCACGUGGGCCAGAAGCCGUACGAAUGUCCCGAGGAAAACUGUACCAAAAGAUUCAGCUCCAAUCUGGUGAAGAAUAUGCACGUUAGCAAUGUCCAUAAGAAUGUGAAAAAGCGGUUCGAGUGCGAAACGUGCCACAAGUCGAUAAAGGGCCUGCCAUUUUACAAUCAGCAUCUCCAGACUCACCUAGCGACCAAUUCACUGAAGGUGCCGUGUAACGUUUGUGGGAAGACGUUUUACAAGCACUACCUCAGGGACCACAUGUUCGUCCAUACGGGUGAGAUGCCAUACAAGUGUGAGUAUUGCGGUCGGAAGUUCGCUGCCAGGAACAAUUGGGCGGUACACAGGAGGAAGCAACAUUCGGACAAACUGGAGAUUCCAGGAUAAUGGAAUGCUGGUGAUGUAAUUAGAACCGUUGUA